CGAUUCUUUAUCGGUUCUCUCAUCAGUUUGUCCUGUGAAUGUUUGGUUUAGAAAAAGUAGCCGUUUGUGGUUUUGUGUAAUCAAUAGAAAUUUCUAAAUGAGAGAUAAGAGCUUGUGUAAUAAGACAAAUAGGAAAUUGGUCACUGGAUCCUCACGAGCUCUGCUCUGCUGGACUUAGCGACUGCACUUGUUGAUCACAGAUUGUCCAACACAUGGCGCUCGGGGUAUUUAAUGCCGUGUGUUGUCUACAAAUGCUUCAACAUGUUGAUGGUGUUUCUGCCCUUGCUUUAAAUGACGGUGCUGUUUAAGUUGCACGUUGCACUGUUACAGUUCCUUCUGGAGAACUGAAGCCACACAUUUAACCGUUUCAGUCUCUCUUCUUCAUCGUCACGAGAUUUGAAUGAUGUGUGUCCAAAGAUUCUUCUUCUUCUUUCAUUUUAUGGCAACUUUUAGCAGCGUUACUGCCACCAUCUGGACUGGGAUGUAAAGACACGGGACGAAAUCGGGAAUCGUUAAGCAUGAAGGCUAAUGAUAUCGAAGUUGAAUAUAAAAUAUUUCAAUAUUUUUAUUGUGAAGCAACAGUAGUUGAGUAAUCUAAUCUUUCCUCAUUCCCCUGAGCUCCCUGAGGCCCCCUGUACGAUCAAAACUGGAUCUGGUUUCAUUGUAAUCCUAAGAACCUUUGGGGGAAAACAAAAAAAGAAAGAAAAAAGAAAAUAUUUCCAUCCAGAAAUCCAGUGGUUUUAUUGUUGUGGCUGAUUGGUGUGUCUAAAUAUUGGAUGAUGCAAAAUCUGGUUAAUAAAUUAAUUUUUCAUGGUGCUUACACCAGACCAGACCAGUAACUUUAGAUGUGUUGCUUGUUCACAUGGUUCAGCCUGUUUUCAGAAGUAGGGAUGCUGUUGCUAUGGUUACCCACAGUUUAUCGUACCAUGGAAUUGAGCUUUAGCUGUCGACCAGAGCUCAGGUGUCAGUGGAUGCUAAUGGAUGCUUUCCCCUGUUAGUCAGAAAUGUAGUGAUGUCAGAGAUAGACAGGAAAUGUUGGGAGGAAGCGGAGCAGCGUCAUGCCAAUCUAACCCGUUUCUGAUCAGCUGCUGACUGAGUUGAGCCUGAGGAUUGUUGUUAAGGAUUGACAUGCUUCUCGUUGUACGUAUAUGCUGCUGUUAGAUUUCCUUUUCAACCAGGCUUCAAGUUACUGUGCCCGGACCGACUAGUCAUAUUUUGGGAGAGGAGAGCUUGAGCCGACUGAGACAUCUCAGAAAAAGGUGUGGUGGUGUAAGUAGGGAAAACUUCUGCAUAUAGGUAACGCACUGAAAGCAGCAAAUCCAAUUUGACUUUGAAAACUGCUGCAGCUGGGGGAAUGUAUGUGUGUUAGAUUAGAUCCUCCCACUUCGGAUCAGUGAGUGAAUGUGACUGGACACACUUCCAGAGAAGAGCAAGGCAAUUUGGACAUGUUGACUCGGAAGCCCUGCUCACCCAUGGGAUUCAAGAAAGCUGCAAGGAGGUGAAAAUCUGUUUGUAUUCUUAAUUAGACUGAGGUAAGACUGUGCAUGACGCUACCUUCGUGUAUAUGUGUUCGUGUAUAUAUGAAAGGCUUUCAUCUGUGGUUGAAACACAGAAAAGAACGUUGUGAUGUGAAUGUGUCUGUUGCAAGCUAAUGGACGAAGCGGGAGCCUCUGUUUACCUUAGCCUCAACGGUUCCCCAGCUCUUAGCAGCUUAGCAGCAGAUUGCGUCUUUAUUGCUCAUUAAAGUGCUGUAAUAGCCACCAAAUGGACAGCGAGCAGCUUUUUGUUAUGUACAGUGAACCUGGCAUCCUUUCUACAGAUGCUUCACUUCGGGGCAAACCUUUAACGGGGGUUGACAACUAACUGACACUAGCACAGUAAGUCUAAUGAUAUUGAAUCUAAUUCUUGGGAUUAUUAAACUAAAGGUUUUUAGUUUAUCCACGACCAUUUGUAGAAAGAGUCAUCAAGUAAUAAUGCACUAGAAGUGGUUAUUGCGGUUUUCGUAUGUGUGCUGUUGAAGUGGCCAGAGGUUUUUGUUUAUUUAUUGAAGUGGAGGGGUAGGACCUCCCUUGUGACCUCAGUGCUUCCUGAAAUUAAUGGACGCGCCAUUAGUCCAUUUAGAGAGCCAUAAACGAACGGGGAUGACUUUCUUUUUUAGCCCCAAAGCCUGACCUGUAAAAUAAUGAAACCCUUUUUAGGUUCCUUACACCUUUUCACCAGCAGACGUCAUCCACUUUUGCUCAAAUUUAUAUUUUUAGAUGCUGGUUGAACCUCGAAGCACUUUACUUUGUUCAGAUUUACAGUAUACUCGUUACAACUACAGCUAUGGAUGAUUCCCAAACUAAUCUAUACAGCUUUGCUAUAUCAAAUCAAACUGCGUGUUCAACCUUUGACCCUCUGUUUAUUUCUCCAUCAUUGGAAUCGAUAUCUGUCUCUGUUUGUCAGCUCCCUCAGUGUUUACACACUUGCCUUUCUCCACGAUCUUCUCAAUAAUACAACCAUAUGAUACUGACCCCGAGGGCGUGUCCACUGAUCCCCCGUGGUUUGCACUAAGUGUUCCAUCUGUUCCGUGGUUAGCCGUAGCCUCGCAUUCGACAGUGCUUGCAGUGCAUGCACCUUGUGAACUACCGGCUCCGAAACACCUCAUCCACGUCAAGCUCGGAUAAAAGUCGACCUCCGCUGUGAAUGUUUAGAUUUACUCACAUGUGGGGUUUGAAGGUUUGAAGUCUUGACCUUCACUGUGCAGCCAAGAAACAACUGGUGAGAUACAGAAUCGGAUGCAACGUACUGAGACAAGCGAAACGUAUCAGGAGGAGUACAGUAUGGACUCAACCAAUGCCCAAGUGCAGGUAGAGUUCUAUGUCAACGAAAACACCUUCAAGGAGAGGCUGAAGCUUUUCUUCAUCAAAAACCAAAGGUCAAGCCUCAGAAUCCGCUUGUUCAACUUCUCCCUGAAGAUUCUCACCUGUGUCCUCUACAUCGUUAGAGUCAGCCUGGAAAACCCCACGGAGAUCGCUGGCAACAUAAGUGCAAUAUCUCGCAACAACAGUUGGAAUAAUACAACAGAGUCCCUUGAAAUCGACUGGCGUCUGAUUUUCUGGGUGAACAGAUUGGAAUCUGUAUGGGCGAUACAGGUGACAGUGGCCUUAAUCAGUUUCUUGGAGACUAUGCUUAUCACAUAUCUCAGUUACAAGGGGAACAUCUGGGAGCAGAUCUUCCAGAUAUCCUUCAUAUUGGAGAUGAUCAAUACAGUGCCAUUUAUUAUCACAAUCUUCUGGCGCCCGUUGAGAAAUAUCUUCGUUCCGGUGUUUCUUAACUGCUGGUUAGCCAAAGGAGCCCUGGAGAACAUGAUAAAUGAUUUCCAUCGCGCCAUCCAGAGGACCCACUCGGCCAUGUUCAACCAGGUCUUCAUCCUCAUCUGCACCUUACUCUGUCUGGUUUUCACCGGAGCUUGCGGGAUCCAGCAUCUAGAAAGAGCCGGGAAGAGCUUGUCUUUGUUUGACUCCUUCUACUUCUGCAUCGUCACUUUCUCCACCGUGGGCUACGGAGAUGUCACUCCUCAGAUCUGGCCCUCCAAGCUGCUGGUCGUCAUUCUCAUCUGCGUCGCCCUGGUCGUCCUCCCUCUGCAGUUUGAGGAGCUGGCCUACUUGUGGAUGGAGAGCCAGAAGCUGGGGGGGAACUACAGCCGCCACCGGGCGCAGACCGAGAAGCACGUGGUGUUGUGCGUCAGCUCGCUCAAGAUAGACCUGCUGAUGGAUUUCCUCAACGAGUUCUACGCUCACCCCAGACUACAGGACUAUUACGUGGUGAUCCUUUGUCCCACGGAGAUAGACAUCCAGGUCCGCCGAAUCCUCCAGAUCCCUCUGUGGUCCCAGAGAGUGAUCUACCUGCAGGGAUCCGCCCUCAAAGACCAGGACCUGAUGAGAGCCAAGAUGGAUGACGCCGAGGCCUGUUUCAUCCUGAGCAGCAGGAAUGAAGUCGACCGAACUGCUGCUGACCACCAGACUAUUCUGAGGGCUUGGGCUGCCAAGGAUUUCGCUCCAAACUGUCCUCUCUACGUCCAGAUUCUCAAGCCAGAAAAUAAAUUUCAUGUCAAAUUUGCCGAUCACGUCGUCUGUGAAGAGGAGUUCAAGUACGCAAUGUUGGCUCUCAACUGUGUUUGUCCAGCCACCUCCACCUUAGUCACGCUCCUGGUUCACACCUCCAGAGGACAGGAGGGGCAGCUGUCCCCGGAGCAGUGGCAGAGGACGUAUGGACGCUGCUCCGGAAACGAGGUCUACCACAUCCGCCUGUGCGACAGCAAGUUCUUCGGGGAGUACGACGGGAAGAGCUUCACCUAUGCCUCCUUCCACGCUCAUAAGAAGUAUGGAGUGUGUCUGAUCGGAGUGAAGAGGGAGGACAACAAGAGCAUCCUCCUGAACCCCGGGCCUCGCCACAUCAUGGCCGCCGCCGACACCUGCUACUACAUCAACAUCACCAAGGAGGAGAACUCGGCAUUCAUCUUCAAACAAGAGGAGAAGCACAGCAAAGGCCUGACCGUCGCCGGCCUCUACGACGCCCCCUCCAGGCUACCUGUGCACAGCAUCAUCGCCAGCAUGGUUGAUCAGGCCACUUCAUAUGGCACAGUAGCCAUAGACCUCCAGCACCCAGAUCCUCCCGAGGAAAGCAGCAAGCUGAGUUUACCCACAGAGAACGGAGCUGGAAGCCGGCGGCCGAGCAUCGCGCCCGUCCUGGAGAUCGCGGACUCCUCCGCCAUCCUGCCCUGCGACCUCCUCAGCGACCAGUCGGAGGACGAGACCAACCAGUCAGAUGAGGAGGGCUCGGUGGGGUCAGAUUUCGUGAAGGGCUACCCUCCCAACUCGCCCUACAUCGGCAGCUCGCCAACUCUGUGCCACCUCCUGCCACAAAAAGCUCCGUUCUGCUGCCUUCGCCUUGACAAGGGCUGCACACACAACAGCUUUGAGGACGCCAAGGCGUACGGCUUCAAGAACAAGCUGAUCAUAGUGUCUGCGGAGACGGCGGGAAACGGCCUCUAUAACUUCAUCGUCCCUCUGCGAGCUUACUAUCGGCCCAGGAAGGAGCUCAACCCCAUCGUGCUGCUGCUGGACAACCAACCAGACAACCACUUCUUAGAGGCCAUUUGUUGCUUCCCUAUGGUUUACUUCAUGACCGGCACCAUCGAUAACCUGGACAACCUGCUGCAGUGUGGCAUCAUCUACGCCGACAACCUGGUGGUGGUGGACAAGGAGAGCACCAUGAGCGCUGAGGAGGACUACAUGGCCGACGCCAAGACCAUCGUCAACGUCCAGACUAUGUUCAGGUUGUUCCCCAGUCUCAGCAUCAUCACUGAGCUCACGCACCCGUCCAACAUGAGGUUCAUGCAGUUCAGAGCCAAGGACUGUUACUCACUCGCUCUCUCCAAGCUGGAGAAGAUAGAGCGAGAUAAGGGCUCCAACCUGGCCUUCAUGUUCCGGCUGCCAUUUGCUGCAGGCAGGGUGUUCAGUAUCAGCAUGCUGGAUACUCUGCUGUACCAGUCGUUCGUGAAGGAUUACAUGAUCGCUAUAGCGAGGCUUCUCCUCGGUCUGGACACCACCCCCGGCUCUGGCUACCUCUGUGCUAUGAAGAUCACGGAGGAGGACCUGUGGAUCAGGACGUACGGCCGACUCUUCCAGAAGCUCUGUUCCUCCAGCGCAGAGAUCCCCAUCGGGAUCUACCGCACAGAGUCGCACAUGUUCUCCACCUCAGAGUGCAAGGACAGUUACGUUCAGUCUCAGGUGUCCAUCAACGUGGAGCAGGGUGAGGAGCAGCGUGAGCGCGGCGGCUCCUGGAAGGAGAAGACGGCCCACAGGAACUCCACCACCAGCGACCAGUCGGAGCACCCGCUGCUGAGGAAGAAGAGCAUGCAGUGGGCGCGGCGGCUCAGCAGGAAGAGCGCCAAGCCGUCGAGCCGCGCCGAGCGCAUCUCUCAGCAGAGGCUCAACCUGUACCGGCGCUCCGAGAGGCAGGAGCUGUCCGAGCUGGUCAAGAACCGCAUGAAGCACCUGGGCCUGCCCACCGUGGGAUACGAGGAUGUUUCUAAUCUCACUGCGAGCGAUGUCAUGAACCGAGUAAAUCUAGGAUAUUUACAAGAGUUGCAGGACAUUUCAGAGCACCCGUAUACAGAGGGGACCAGGCCGUCAGGGCGACGAGCAGACGAGAUGAACGACCACCAGAACACGCUGUCCUACGUCCUCAUCAACCCUCCUCCCGACACCAUGCUGGAGCUCAACGACAUCGUGUACAUCAUCCGCUCUGACCCGCUGGCUCACAUGCCAGAGGACUCGCAGGUGGGACAGGCCCGAGGCGCCAGGCACCAGCAGGACUAUGGCACAGAGACGAGAGACGAGACUCACCUCUGAACCCCCCCCCCGUCCACCCCCCCGCCAACCAGACGUCCCGACACCCUGACCCUUAACCCUCCGAGCCUGGCCCAGCCGGGGGCCAUCAUGGCCGUCCGCCCGUCUGGAGCCCAGAGCAGCGUCGACGUCUUGAAAGAUGACUCUGUUCUUCCCCAACGAGCUGCUACAGGAGGAUGCAUGAAGAGUGCCUCGCCUCGCCCCCCCCCCCCUCCAGCACAACUACCCCACCCACUUCCUACUCGCAAAACUAUCUGAACCAGAGGAGCAGGAUCUGAAAACGCCUCCCAAACAAAGGACGGAGAGAGAUCAGAGUCUGGAGGAAAAUCGAACCAUCCACAACUUUUUUUCUAAAGGGUCAUAACACUUUCGAUUUGUAUCUUUUCAAGCAUUUAUCGUGGAAUUACCGUACAUGUGCACUUUUCUUAACUUAUUAUUUUUUAAUCGGACGAGAUUUUCUCUUAUUUUUUACUCUCCUCUGUCGAUUUAAUCCUUCUAAUAUUUAUUUCACUAUUUUAAGUGUCUCCCGUCUGCUCUACUUUACGUGCCAUUAUAUAAAUACAUAUAUAUAUAUUUUGUAAAUAUAGUUAAAUUAUCAUAUUCUGUCAUAUUCUGCAUCUGUUUAGUGACAUUUAUUAUUUUGGAGCCUGACCGAAACGUCUGCAGCUGCAGUUUAAGUUUAAAACCAAAAAAAAAAAGCCGGCAAUGAGCUUAGCUUAGCUUAGCAUGAACGGCUAGCAGCACUGUUAAUUUUUUCCAUUAGUACUAAAACAUCUGCAUGUUUUGUAAAGAUGAAUCAAGCUGUGUUAGUUGUGCAGGAAGGUGAUGCUAACAGUUCCCCCCUGCUUCCAGUGUUUGUGCUAAGCUAAGCUAACUGCCUCAUGGCUGCAGCACAUAUGAGAUCAAUCUGAAGAAAAUUAUCAUUAAAACCAUCGGUCAGGCUCUGUUUUUUAUUAUCAUUAUUAUUAUUAUUAUUCCUUCAACUUGAAUUCAUGUGCUGGUAAAUAUUUGUGGACUUGUGAUCUUCCAGUGUCGGAUCUUUUCUGGAGUUGCAGGUCGAGCGGUAGCAGGUAACAGGUUUGCACAGAUUUUGUCGGACUCUCUUUCUGGCCGGUGACGUAUUUCCAGAUUUCCUUCUCCUCUCCUGACUGUACAGGACCCACGCUCUGCCGGUGUUUGACCUCGACUCGCUGUAAAUAGAGAUGAGAAGUGAGAGCGGACUUGAAGUAUUUUUUUGCACUAAGCUCUUCGGGGAGGGGAAGGGGGAGGGGGGGGGGGGACUAGAGCAUUAACGGCAUGACCCUUUAAUCUGAAUCUGUAGAACACAGUGGAGACAGUAUUCAACCAUUCCUACGAAGCAAAGACGACCAAACGCGCAGUAACUCGUCACGUGUUUAGUUGAGUUACUUUGCAGAAGGUUGGUGAAGUUUAACUUUGGUUGAGCCAUUUUUAUUUUUAUUUUUUUUUUGCCAGUGUUGUUAUAUUUUCUACCUUGGUGUUUUACAGUGUAAGUGUCCCACUGAGAUGUGCUGUGGCCCCUCAGACUUGGCGGUUUUUACGGGGCCCAGGAGAGCUGAGGUACCGAUUAUGGAGCGAGGUUAGUCUCUGAAUGAGAUUCACAAAUGUGUAUUUUAACUCACGCACAACGACGGUUUAACCAGAAUAACUUCACAAAUACACACACAGCAGUCUUUUAUUGCAAAUUCACAAAGUUGGCAUUAAAAAAAUGCAUGGUGCAUUUUUGUGUAUCAUGGAUCAGGCAUAACAUUAUGACCACUUUCCUAACGCUGUGUAGGGGAUCAUCAUACAGCCGGGGUUUCUGCAGGUCUGAACAAGUGGAAUUAAGACUUUUAAAGACCCCUUUUUAAAUUUAAGACCUACACUAAGUACAAAAAACAAGCAAUGGCAGAGAUACAGAAUUAAGUUUACUGUCAUUAGGCUCAGCUGACAUCCUGGGGGGGGCCUCCUCUAAUGAGGAACAUAAUAAGCCGGGGCCAGAGGGGCUCAUGAUGCAAAUUAAGUGGUAAUAAAUGGAAAACAUGCUCAUAUUUAAGACUUUUUGAAGCCUUACAUUGGAAAUAUCAAAUUUUAGGAGAAUCGUUUCUGUGGGGGUGGGGGUGCCUGUUCUAGUCUAGGUUGGUGCUACAUGUCUACGUAACAUCCACACGAAUUAAUUCCAGAUCCAAAAGUUUCCCAGAAGAACACGUAUGAAUCGUCACAAGAUGAUUUAAGUGUUAUUGACUUCACCUGUCAGUGGUUGUAAUGUUGUGGCAGAUCGGUGUAUAUCUUAACUUCAACGUUUUAUGUGUUCAAUAUUAAACUCGGCCUUAUUUUAUUUAUCGGGACUGAAUAGGCUCAGUUUAAAUUUAUGGGGGAAAAUUAAAAAAAUAUAUAUAUGAAAAAUGUCUAAUCAACCAAAGAUUUUGUGACCCCAUGUUGAAGACAUACAUCUUAACUGAUACAAUAUGUAGAUAUAAAUAAAUGGUUUAAAUAAACGUUGUUACAAAAAUACAAUUCUGAUUUAAAAGAGAAAAAGAAAUUUGUGAAUUUGCAAUUUAAAAAAAAAAAAAAUAACGAUGUGUAUCCAGACUGCGAUUUGUGAAAAUUAUUUUUGCACCUGUGUGUGAAUUAUAAUAUGUAUUUGUGGCCAUUUUGAGAGUCCACAACCUCCUCCCCCUGUGUCCUCACAAUCCCCAUCACUCACUUCACAUCUGUGUGAACUUAUAACACCUACCAAGGGCAUGCAAACACUACUACUACAACAACAAAAAAAAAAAGGAUUAAAUAACUAAAUAAAUAAAGAAGAAGAAGAAGCAUGUUUCGAUGUACAAGCUUGCCAAGAACGAACCAUUUUGUACAUUUAUCAGGACGUGUGGUCCGAUGUCCCGGGGCUGUAGACACACCCAUAUCCAGUGAAGUGCUUGCAGGUUGGAGCCAUUAUUUGAUACCAUGUUAUUUCUAUGAAUGGAUCGUGCAUGUCGUCUCGGUGUUACCUCCUGUUUACCUCCGCUGUAUGUCUUUGAGUCAUCGUCCAAAAGGGGUUUAUCCAUUUUGUACUAUUUCUUAUGAGAAGUGUUCUUCUCCACAUACAAAAUAAAAAACAAAAAAACAAAAAACAAAAACAAACUAUGAACAAAUAAAUGCUGCAUGCAGCCAGAUG
Molecule: messenger RNA, 9555 nt
Organism: Mugil cephalus (flathead mullet)
Lineage: Eukaryota; Metazoa; Chordata; Actinopteri; Mugiliformes; Mugilidae
Gene: kcnt1b
Product: potassium sodium-activated channel subfamily T member 1b
Exons: 35
Coding region: 2778-6398 (1206 amino acids)
Biological process (GO): potassium ion transport
Cellular component (GO): membrane
Molecular function (GO): intracellular sodium-activated potassium channel activity
Source: RefSeq, a predicted model, not a curated record